AUGCAGUUUCAACCCUCCAUUCUCACACCUUUCCUCGCCCUUUUCACAAACGCUCAAUCGAUCAAUUUUCCUGAUAUUAACAUUCCGUCCAUACCUGACACGGCUUCUUUUGCUCCCUCAGCAGAUCUAACCAAUGGCAAAUCAUCCUCAUCCUCAUAUUCAUCCUCUUCCAGCUCUUUUGCAGACGGACAAGGAAGCACCAAUAUCCAGCAAGUUAACACAACGUGUGACUCCGAUGCAAACUGUGCGACUCGCGUCAAUGGCAUCGUCAAUGGGACCGCGGUAGGAGCCACAACUCUUGGAACAUCAACUGUGAGGAUAAUUAGCACGAGCACGAUUCCAGGUGCAAGUGGAAUCUUACAUCAGAGUGGAGAGACUGCUGGUCCUGUGAGAAAUGGAGGACUACUUGGAGGAAACGCAGAUUUGACAACGAGUGGAACGGCGGGGAGCACGGUGUUUGUGACAGAAACUGCGACUGCAAAGCCCACUGGAGUGGCAAGGGUGCAGGAUAUGAGUAGUGAGGCUAGGAGGGGAAUUUGUAGGAUGGGAAAAAUUAUCACGCUGGCACUUGGGAUUGCAAUAGGGGCUUUGAUAUUGUAAGGAUCAGCUUUAGGGUGUUUUUGUUCGCCGUGUUGUGGGCAAUGGUCAAGAAUAUAUGCUCAUUGACGCUGUUUCUUCGCUUGAAGUAGAAGAAGCAGUACAUAGAGAUCGGUUGUUGGAUCGAUUGUUGGAACGCUGUCACAAAAGUCCUGCGCUGGACUUGGGAUUUUGAACGUGGCUAUAGGAGUUGCUUGGAGUUCUCUAGGGUUCUUGAUAUAGGAUAAGCCGAUGGUAUUUCAAUUGGAUGGAUGUUGACUUGGUCUGCUAAAUUGUCUUCACUCAUAAAUUCUGCGGUUCUAAUUGGCUUCUUUCCUGUUUGACAAUCGAAUUAACUACCAAAGUAAUGAUUGUAGCAUCACUUAAUGUUUUUCCUGCUUGUGGAUAGCCUUAUAUUAAGAGAUUGACAAAUUACAAUAAAUUUGGUCAGAUGGCAUCUCAUUA
Botrytis byssoidea is the source of this 1041-nucleotide messenger RNA. RefSeq lists its product as uncharacterized. The coding region runs from base 1 to 600 and encodes 199 amino acids. The transcript is spliced from 2 exons. NCBI's taxonomy places the organism in Eukaryota, Fungi, Ascomycota, Leotiomycetes, Helotiales, Sclerotiniaceae. The record is from RefSeq and is a predicted model, not a curated record.